AUGCCGCCUCCUCCGAUACCACGUAAACGCAACCGCAGUGCGAGUCCAAGCUCGCCGUCCGGUGAUAGCGAGUACGACCCAGUUACCAAGCCGCGAAAGGGCGGUACUGCACCCAAGGCCACGCCUGGUCACAAGCUCGGUCCGAACGGGAGACCAUUGUCGCGCGAGCAGCUGCGCAGGGCCAACCACUCGCUCAUUGAACGGCGACGCCGCGAGAAGAUCAACGCAGCCCUAUCCAACCUCCGCGGCAUGGUGCCUGGCCUUGGAGAGGAUAACGGCGGAAAGGGGGGCGAGUUCAAGCUCGAGGUCCUAGAGCGUACAGUCGAACACAUGCGUGAGCUCAAGAACCGCAUCGCCGACCUCGAGGCUGAGACCGAGGUCGAGGCGGCUCCAGACCACAAUCGCCGUCGCCUGUCGACGACCACCGACGACUCGAGCAUGGACGUCGACAGCCCGCGCGAGCGCGAGGUUGUGUACGAGCGGGAACGUGGGCACGGACGGCGCGAACGGCCAUACCGCCCGUGGUACUCAUCGCCCAAGCACCCGUCCUCGCCGCCCUCGCCGUCCAUGACCCCUCCUGUGCGCGCCGCACCAAACCACGACCCCGACGAGACCGAGGAAGAGACCAACCUCCCGGCUCCGUUCACGCUGGCAUUCCGAUCCCGCUCGGACGGGUCGCACAGCUCACAGACCCGCACGUCUACAUCGCACUCGACUGCCUCGCCGCAUCCCCCGAGCAUAUCGAGUCUGCUCUCGAGCGCGCCUCCUCCCCGAUCUCAGCAUCAGUCACGUGCCCCGCCGCCAGACAUCUGCCUCCCGUUCCCGACUCCUAGCCCGACCUCGCCCUUCCACUCGUACCCGAGCAACGCGUCGACAGCGAGCAGCGCAACCGGCCCUCCUGAGCCGUCUCCAUUCCUCGCCCCGUUGCAGAACAUUUCGCUGUUCGAUGGCGCCCUCCCCUCUCCCCUCACCGGCCCACACAAGCUGAGCCCGCCAGAGAGGGUAGGCGAGAUGAACCCCGAGGACGCGGCGCACAUGCUUCUCGCCAUCAGCUCGCCCGACACCCUUCGCCCCACCCACAGCUCUGGGAGCACGCCGCUCAUGACCGUUCACCGUGGCCUGGAGCGCCGUCUCCCCCUCGACGCCGAGGAGUUUACGCUCGACGGCGGUAUCGCGCGCUCUGGAGACGUGAAUGAAGUGCGGCACCAUCACCGCACUCAGGGCAAAACCGCGCGAGACAUCUUGCGCAUGUAA
Molecule: messenger RNA, 1254 nt
Organism: Cutaneotrichosporon cavernicola
Lineage: Eukaryota; Fungi; Basidiomycota; Tremellomycetes; Trichosporonales; Trichosporonaceae
Exons: 2
Coding region: 1-1254 (417 amino acids)
Molecular function (GO): protein dimerization activity
Source: RefSeq, a predicted model, not a curated record